Molecule: messenger RNA, 1782 nt
Organism: Panicum virgatum (switchgrass)
Lineage: Eukaryota; Viridiplantae; Streptophyta; Magnoliopsida; Poales; Poaceae
Product: MEIOTIC F-BOX protein MOF-like
Exons: 2
Coding region: 185-1174 (329 amino acids)
Molecular function (GO): protein binding
Source: RefSeq, a predicted model, not a curated record
UAAAGCCCAACUCCCUCGAGCUACGGACGAGCCACAACUCCAACGGCCGGCGUCCCCACUUCGACGGCGCCGCCGCACCGGCACACCUCUUCCGCGGCCCCUCCGGCCCUCCCCUCACCAGUCCUAGAAGCCCCGUUUCCAGUCUCGUGCGUGGAUCUCAACGAAUACAGGAAAGAAAGAGCACAUGGAAGUCCCCACCACCGGGGAGAGGAGGGGCGGCGACCGCAUCGGCGCCCUUCCGGACGGCGUCCUCGAGGACAUCCUCGGCUUCCUGCCAGCCCAGGAUGCCGUACGGACCUGCGUGCUGGCCCGGCGCUGGCGCCACCUCUGGAAGUCCGCCAAGGCCCUCCGCGUCGUCGGUGGAGACGGCAAGUUCCCGUGGUCCGUGAAGGAGCUCCGGGAGUUCGUGGACUACCUGCUUCUCUCCCGCGGAGGCGCACCUCUCGACACCUUCGAGCUUAAUUUCAGGGGGUUCAGCGAUGAAGAAUUGCCCAGCUUGAACAUCUGGUUGCGUUAUGCUGUGACGUGCAAAGCCCGGGUUCUCAGGCUCCGCUUGCGCAAUAACUUUGAGGUUGAGGGUUUCCACGACUUGCCUAAGCUAGACGGCUUGCCUCUCGUCUCCAAGCAUCUUACAAGGCUAGAGCUUCACGGUGUUGAGGUCUACACCAGUUUCCCCAAUUUCUCAAGCUGCCCGGUCUUGGAACAUCUAGAGUUCAACAAAUGUGAAUUCUCGUUGGUCAAGAAGAUUUUGUCCGAUUCAAUUAAACAUCUGAACAUCACUGAGUCCAUUUCUGGGUUUUAUGAUUCUUUCCGCACUCGUAUUUGUGCUCCGAAUCUGGUCUCACUGCAUUUAGAUGAAGUUUAUGGGUGGACUCCUGUGCUUGAGACCAUGGCAUCAUUAGUGGAAGCAUUUGUCAGAAUACCUGAGUUAUGUUUGGACCAGUGCGAACAAUGGCAUGCAAACUAUUGGGAUUGUGAUUGCAAGUCUUGUGACAAACAUGAUAACAGUGCCAAUGGUCAUGACAGUUGUGUGCUACUAAAAGGUUUAUCAGAAGCUAAGAAAUUGACAUUGUUUUCUUAUCCUUUAAUGGUAUACCUGGACUCUUCUCUUUUACCUUUGUUAUAUUCAUCUCAUUAUAUCUCCUGCAUUAUCUAUAUUGUUGUAGAUUAUUGAGAAAUGUCACCUAGACUGGCCUUUGCUUUUGUGCUUGCGUUGCCAACAGCUAGUAUUUUUAUGGCUUUUAAUUGUCAUGCUAGUAUUUCAUCUUUUCUGCUUGCACUUUGUCCAGUAUAUUUUCAAAAGGGACUUGAGAUGCUGCCCAACGUUUAGCAAGUUGAAGACUUUGUUGCUCAACAAAUACUGGCCUGAGCCUGAUAGUUUACAUGCACUUGCAUGUAUUCUUGAACAUUCUCCAGUUCUGGAGAAGCUCACUCUUCAGCUAUUUUUGGAGGUACCUAAAUAUGCAGAGGAAAUGAAAGGAAGCCCUGAUCCGGAAGAGUUAUCAGCUGCUAUAUCAGAGUAUGAGUUCUUCCGCUGCCUGAUCUUGGUCUUGAAACUGCAUGAUGAGGGUGCGCAGUUUCUUUACUUGAGAGAUCUGUUCAACCACAGUAGGACUCAUAAGUUCAAUGUACAUGUGUCUAAUGGUCUUGGGUACUGUCCCAGAAAAUUUUCUGUCAAUUCUGAUACAUUCAUUUACUGAAGCAGAACGUGCCAACUCAUGAAGAAGAUCAUGCAUGACAUAUUUUUCUUCAUAAUAUUCAUCAAAUAAGUUGCAUUUUAUA